Molecule: messenger RNA, 303 nt
Organism: Entrophospora sp. SA101
Lineage: Eukaryota; Fungi; Glomeromycota; Glomeromycetes; Entrophosporales; Entrophosporaceae
Source: the annotation of a GenBank genome assembly
AUGGCAUCUUUGAACGCAAAUAAAAAAACCGAAAAUGAUUACGCAUUAUCAAACUCAUUUAAGCAUGAAUCAUCUUCAAAUGAAGAUGAAGAAACAAUUAAGAAACCUGAAAAUGAAGAAAUUAGGAUUAUAACAAAGACUACAAAUGCUCCUGAAUCUGCAGUAAAUUUCAUAUUAAGAUCAGCCAGUUUAUGGCAAUGCUGUGUGCCGGUUUUUAGGUCCAUGAUGGGUUCUCUCUUGGAUGUUGUCAAACAUGGAGUAAUUCGAUUUCAAUUUGAUUCAUCGAAGUUUUUACUUAAGUAA